This is a messenger RNA of Eurytemora carolleeae, 507 nucleotides long. RefSeq names its product ubiquitin-conjugating enzyme E2-24 kDa. The record is from RefSeq and is a predicted model, not a curated record. The transcript is spliced from 4 exons. Bases 196 to 507 code for a protein of 103 amino acids. NCBI's taxonomy places the organism in Eukaryota, Metazoa, Arthropoda, Copepoda, Calanoida, Temoridae.
UCUACCCCUGAUAACUUCAGAUGGGAUUAUUAUUCAGUGAAUUCAAAAAUUAAACAAAUAGUUUUGCUCAAGAAUUAAGAUAAAUUAUAAUUUUCGCGGUUUUAAAGUACUACUUCAUGGUUUUAGAGGGUACUUAAGCAUAUUUCUGUUUUUUUUUUUGGCGUUUUUAAGAACUGUUCCUGAUUUUCAGGGAGAAUGUCUGAAUCAGGAUCUGCGCGGGAAACUCCCGAGAGACCUAAAAAGGUCACACCUAAAUCUAAGGCUCUGGGAACCUCCUCUAAACGUAUCCUGAAAGAACAUUCAGAAAUUACCCUAGAUCCUCCUCCCAACUGUAGUGCUGGGCCCAAGAGUGACAAUCUGUUUGAAUGGAUUGCUACGAUCCUUGGUCCCCCUGGUUCUCCAUAUGAGGGAGGAGUCUUUCAUCUCGAUAUAUUGUUCUCUAGAGAGUAUCCAUUCAAACCACCCAGGGUAAGCAUCACCAUCAGAUUAAGCUUAACUCGUUACUAA